Messenger RNA from Labrus mixtus (cuckoo wrasse), 1919 nucleotides. Its product is annotated as calcium-binding protein 8-like. Lineage: Eukaryota; Metazoa; Chordata; Actinopteri; Labriformes; Labridae. Gene Ontology annotation, molecular function: calcium ion binding. Bases 593 to 1459 code for a protein of 288 amino acids. The transcript has 6 exons. The record is from RefSeq and is a predicted model, not a curated record.
CACACAGCAACAGACUAUUUUUGUUCCUUCACAUUUUCUGUCUGUCUUGGUGUCUUUUUCCUUCUUGUCAGCGCCUGUCUGUUUGUCAUUCCUUAUUGGUCCAUCCGUCUACCUCAUAUCUUUCUCUCUCUCUUUCUGUCUCAGAGUCUCUGGCUCACUCUCUUUAUUUUGCCUCUCCCUCCCUCCCUCCCUCUCCGUCUCCUCUCCCUGUGUAUUCUGUGAGCACAGCCGCAGGCAGGCAGGGCUGAGUCUGUCAUUGGGACUCACUAAUGAGCCCUCCACUCCGUCUCCUCGCGUGGAGGAAUGUUUGGGCUGGCGAGUAAGUGAGAGAGCGAAAAAAAAGGGGAGCGAGGGAAAAGGGGAGCGAGGGGAGUCACAGAAAAAGGGAGGGAGUGAGGAGUCAAAGGAGUGGAGCAUGAGAAAGAGCUGUUGUACCUGCUGCUCUCACUGCUCAAAUAUUAACAACGGGUUCCGUGGGAGCUGAUGCCGCUGCUCUGGGACAAGCCCAAACUGUGGAGGCAGCCGGGCUCAGUGGUCUGUGGACAGGCAGUCUGCCGCUGCUGCUGGAGGCACCACUGCAUCUAAGACUCUAAUGGAGGAGGAGGUCACAGAGCCCGAUCCUCGGAUGGUGGAGCCCACUGGCAUCCAGCCGCCAGGGAUGCACUUUGAGGUGAAUGGAGAUUUGCCCGGGAACCCUUGCCUGAGGGACGGGACGGAGGAGGUGAUGGAGAGUCCGACGAGGGAGCCUGAUGUGCUGCAGUAUCCUGCUGAGUACAGUCAGAGCCACCAGUACGGGGAGAAGAUGCCGUUCCACCAUGUGACGGCAGGCCUGCUCUACAAGGGGAACUACCUGAGCCGCUCGCUGUCUGAAAGUGACAGCGACGUGCUGGCCAGCAUCUCUGUGGAGGAGCUCGACGAGAUCCGGGAGGCGUUUAAGGUCCUGGAUCGGGACGGGAACGGGUUCAUUUCCAAGCAGGAGCUCGGUAUGGCCAUGCGCUCUCUGGGUUACAUGCCCAGUGAGGUGGAGCUGGCCAUCAUCAUGCAGAGACUAGACAUGGAUGGUGAUGGACAGGUUGAUUUCAACGAGUUCAUGACGAUCCUCGGACCCAAACUGCUGUCGUCUGAAACCAGAGAAGGAUUCCUGGGCAGCACAAUAGAUACCAUCUUCUGGCAGUUCGACAUGCAGAGGAUCGAGCUGGAGGAGCUCAAACACAUCCUCUUCUACGCCUUCCGUGAUCACCUCACCAUGAAGGACAUCGAGAACAUCAUCAUCAACGAGGAAGAGAGCCUGAAAGAAAACUCUGGGAACUGUCAGACAGAGUUCGAGGGAGUUCACCCUUCAAAGAAGAACCGACAGACGUGUGUGAGGAAGAGCCUCAUCUGCGCCUUUGCCAUGGCAUUUAUCAUCAGCGUCAUGCUCAUCGCAGCCAAUCAGAUGCUGAGGAACGGCAUGGAGUAGCUGUUCUGACUGUGAGCGGGGAGCCAGCCAGCCAGCCUGCCUGCAUGUGCAUGCCAGUGGGUGAGGUCAUAUCCCUGCUGAUAGGACUACAAGGAAUUACACUCAAAAUAAUCAGAGACCUAAUCCAUUUUUGAAAUUGUUUUUUUUUUUUAGUUUGUUUUUUUCGACGAGUGGCACCUCUCCACCUGACGUCCAAUGAAACCGUGAAGCCAGCAUGAGGAGUCAUGCUGUAUUCCUCCCCCUUUAUUCUGACAGGGACACUUAAGGGCUGACAUAACACAGAAUAAUUUGUCCUGUCUGUUUCCCUGAUGCAAUAAAACAAAGUUUUAUGAAACACUUAGUUCAGUGCAGGAGUUCAGAGCUGCUAGUGGGAUGUGAUGCGUUUGUCUGCAGAUUUGUCACCCACCAUAAGUCUGAUGAGCUACCAGAGCCGCAGUCUGGGAGCCCCCCCCCCCCCCCC